This is a messenger RNA of Hibiscus syriacus, 799 nucleotides long. RefSeq names its product ABC transporter I family member 1-like. The coding region runs from base 93 to 782 and encodes 229 amino acids. Gene Ontology annotation, biological process: cytochrome complex assembly. The transcript has 2 exons. The record is from RefSeq and is a predicted model, not a curated record. Gene Ontology annotation, molecular function: transmembrane transporter activity; ATP binding; ATP hydrolysis activity. Lineage: Eukaryota; Viridiplantae; Streptophyta; Magnoliopsida; Malvales; Malvaceae.
AGAGGAGAAUCAACUGUCAAUUUUCUUCCAUUUCUCUCAGCGGUCGAUUGCAACAUCCCUGAACCCGGGGAUAAUAUUCUUCUUCAACUUCAAUGGCUCUGCGGAAGCCACCACUCCCUAGAAUUCUUCUUGACAACGUCUCUUGCAUGAGAAAUGCACAACAAAUAUUGCGACACGUCAAUGUCUCGGUUCAUGAUGGUGGAGCACUCGUGUUGACAGGCAGCAAUGGCUCCGGCAAGACUACUUUCCUGCGAAUGUUAGCGGGGUUCUCUAAACCUUCAGCUGGUCAGAUUCUUUGGAACGGCCACGACAUUACUCAGUCAGGCAUAUUCCACCAAUACAAGCUUCAACUGAAUUGGCUUUCCCUCAAGGAUGCAGUGAAAGAAAAGUUCACAGUCCUUGACAAUGUUCAAUGGUUCGAGGUUCUUGAAGGUAAGCAUGGCAAGUCCAUGUCUUCCCUGGAACUCAUGGGUCUAGGAAGACUGGCAAAAGAUAAGGCAAGAAUGCUUUCGAUGGGGCAACGAAAGAGGCUGCAGCUUGCUAGGUUGCUUGACUUCGAUAGGCUGAUUUGGCUACUAGAUGAGCCUUCAGUCGCACUAGAUGAGGAAGGGGUAAGGUUGCUAGAAUACAUUAUCGCAGAGCAUCGAAAGAAAGGUGGUAUUGUUAUUGUUGCAACGCAUCUCCCUAUUCAGAUUGAAGAUGCCUUGAAUUUGAGGUUGCCACCUAGGUUUCCCAGAAGGAUGACUUUGGUAGACAUGCUUGAUCGUGCGGAUAUUGCAUGAAUCAGGCGAAGUAAAGC